AUGAUAGGGACAGUAACUUGUAAAAAAGAUGAGUUAGCAGUCUCAGAUUGGUCACACUUUGUAACCUCUGCGCUGUUCCUUGGUGAGGUCUUUUAUCACGUGAAGUCAGAGCAGAAUACUCCUUUUAAAGUCUUGGCAGCACCUGUCCUCAAGUAUCUAGAGAUGAUAAUUGAGCCCAACUUGAAUAAAGACGCCAACAAAAAUAUUGAUGAUGAUAUGAUUGUAGUUUCCAGACAGUUACUGUUGAAUGGUGCUGUUCUCCAUGAAGCAGUGCCAAGUGGUGUCUUAGAAGUGGUGCAGAGUGUAACCAAGAUACUGUGCCUGUGUCAGCUGAGCACAGCCACGCGACUGAAUCUACUAGCUGCUCUUGCUGAAAUGUGGCCAAUCCUCGACACUAAUAACGAUAUUCGUACUCAACACGCAUUACUAGCCACAAGCAUUGGUGUCUCAUUGGAUAUUUAGUUGGUACAGUGUCGUGUUAUUUUUGCCGUCUCUUUCAUUAUGAGUCUGCGCUAUUCAUUUUAUGAAGAGAGAUGGCUUUAAUUCUCAGUAAUAAAUACAUUGUUAUCAUGCUACUCAUCUGAUUAGUAUGGGAAAAUGUUAUACAAAAAUUAUGUUACAUUUCUUUUAUGUUAUGUUUAACUGAAGACCAUUUUGUCUUGAAACCACACAUCAUUCCUCAUUUUGUCGUCUUUUUGCCAGGAUGCUGUGGAUUCAGUUUAUAAUAAAAUGACAAUAGAUCACAGUUUUUAUGCAAGUGCGUAAGUGAAGUAUUUUCUGCCGUUCUGUUAUGCUAUUUUACAUUUCUGCAAAUCAAAGAAGGGGGGGGGUCAUACCAAAGUUAGUGUUCAUGCUUCUAGUCGAUAAUGAAAACCAAACAAACUAGUUAAAAGGUAGUAGGAUGAAUAUAUAAUAGACCUUAUGCCAGGUUUUCUUCCGUUUUGUGAUCUGUGUUCCAAUUCAAGGAGAAAUUCUUGAUUCCUAUCAUUUUCACCAUGACACACUUGAGAUUACCUGUUUCUCCUUUUCAUCUGUCGGGUUUAUAUAGCCUUAUAAAAGUAAUUAAAUAUACAUAUAUAUUUUUGGUAUGUAUUUUUCUUUAGGGUAAUUAGAGUGUUUAUAUUUUAUGCUUAUUCAGAUCUGAAUAUUAUGAUUAAGAAGUGAGCAGCUUUUUUCCCUAAAUGAAACAUGUUUUUAUAAAUGUAUAAUUGUUUUGUGGCUCGAUUAGCAGAAUCAUUGUAAAUGAUAUUUAAAA
Penaeus indicus is the source of this 1255-nucleotide messenger RNA. RefSeq lists its product as uncharacterized. Gene Ontology annotation, cellular component: cytosol. Gene Ontology annotation, molecular function: translation activator activity. Gene Ontology annotation, biological process: regulation of translational initiation. NCBI's taxonomy places the organism in Eukaryota, Metazoa, Arthropoda, Malacostraca, Decapoda, Penaeidae. The transcript is spliced from 4 exons. Bases 1 to 462 code for a protein of 153 amino acids. The record is from RefSeq and is a predicted model, not a curated record.